CACCCAGAGAAGGUUUACAAACCUGGCAGGAGGUAUGUGUCACACUUCUACUCUGGGGGCACAACCUGCGACCUGACUGGCAGACCACGUCAAGUUGAAGUCAAGCUCAAGUGCAAGGAGUCACAAAGUCCGAGCUCGGUGACCUUAUACCUCCUGGAACCUGAGACGUGUGAGUACACCCUUGGGGUCGAAACCUCCAUCAUCUGCCCACUACUCCAACAUGCUGACACCCUCGGACUUUUUACCCAAAGUCAGGGUAAAGAGGAGGCUGAGGGCACCAUUGAUCCGGCCAUCCUGGUGGAAGAGAUCAUGCAGAGUCAGCAUCCAGAGGGUGAGGUUGAAGAGGUGGAGGAAGAGGUUGAGGAGUUGGAGGUAGUGGAGGAGCAGCAGGUGGUGAUCGUGGAGGAGAAGGUGGUGAUGCUGGUGGAGGAAGAGGGAGUGGAGGAGGGAGAAACUGGAGAUGAGGAAGGGGACGUGAAGGGUGAGCGGCUAUCCCAAAAGGAGAAGUCCAAGGGGGAAACACAACCAUCAGGGACACCCAGGGAGGAAGGACAACCCUGAAGGGGACUUCUGUGUCUGUUCCAUAUCAUACUGUCUCUUUCCUGUUUUCUCUAUUUUUCGCACUCUGUUCUUUCUCUUUUGCUGUUUACAUUUAUAGUUCUCUAUACAUCUACAUAUCUAUCUAUCCCUCUUCAGAGAAGAGAGGAAGGGGACUUAGCAGUGAGGGGCUAAACCGGUGUUUCUUUAAGAAAAUGGGAAUAAAAAGCCAAAAAAAUGAGAUGUAGGCAAAUAGUAGUUCAGUGUGGGUGGAAACCAGUGAAGGUGCAGGGACCAGCAAAAGAAGUUUUUGAGCUUCCUUUUUACCCAAACCAAUAUUUGAUCAUAAUGGCAAAGAUGAUCAUGAUAAUAAUGAUAACAGGAAUGAUUAAGUGCAGUAGGAGUGGUUAUGUGUAGUGUUGAAAAUCAUGGAGUGAUGUUUUCUUACAUGUAUGUGUACAUGUUGCCUACAUAUGCACAUGUGCUUUUUUGCCAUUAGAUUUAGGAAUAUAUUUUUUCUAGCUUUGUGGUAGCAUUGAAGCUCUUGGACUUUGCUUGUGGGGCAAAAUUUAAAAUUUAUUUUUUCAAGUGUCUUUUUUAUACAAGACCCUAGAUUCACCCCUCCCUUAUCCCCUUCCAUCUCUCCUUCCUCUUUCCUCCAUAUUUUGUCUUCUCUUUUCCCUCCUUCUCUUUCUCUCCUUACUCACCUUUUCCCCUCAUUCCCCUCUUCCUCUUCACUUCCCCAUCUGUUUGUGUGUCAUCACUGGGGGGUGGGGGUAGGGAAAUGAGUCUGGAAAAAAUGUUCACACUGUUACUCACGGUUUGCCUUUCUUAAUUAUGAAUAAGAUGUCCUAUAUUGAAUUGGUGUAGCACAGAAAAGUAAGACAAAGAAGUUAAUCAUUGUCAAUGCAUUUACAAUACAUUAUGUAAUAUGGCUGUAAUUUGAAAAGAAAAAAAAAAAACAUGAGAAAAAGAGUUCAUUUUAUGUGGUGUAAAUUGUGCAGGUAUGAGGUGAUAGUGAGGCUAAAAGUAUUUAUCAUCCCCGUUUGUACAGUUACCUCUCCUGUUAACAAAAUACCAGAUAUAAGAAAAUGGAAUUUAAGAAUGAAUUAAGAGAGAAGAAAAUGGAAUUUAAAAAUAGAUUAAGAGAGAAGAGGAAUGCUAAAAGUGUCCAGGUUGUCUUCCCAAAAUGAUUAAAAAAGGAAUCACUAUUAAGUUCUAGUCUUCAGUGGUGCGAGCACAGGAAGAUAACUAAAAAAAAAAAGCAAAACAAAACAAAACAAAAAUUACAAUUGUUUUGUUUUACAAGAAGUUAUUUUGUUUUUUGUUUUUUUCUUUUUUUAAGCUGUUUAUGUUUUGUUGUUUGUCUGUAUUGGGAUGUAUGUAUUUUUGUGUAUUUAGGCAUGUGUAGGUUGUUUGUAAUGUAGGGUUUCACGUGUAAAAGUUGUAUAUAAUUCUUUUUUCUUUUUUUCUUUUAUCCCUUCUCCCAGAGUUGAUUGGUAGUGUGUGGAUAAGAGGUAGGGAAGGGGAGGGUUAUGGGUUUUGUUAGGGUAGCCUAAGAGUGUAUAAGGAGGUUGAUUAUGUCUGUGUAUAUUUAAGCUGCGAAUGAGAGAUUAUUCUGUGAUAACGUUGUGAUUUGAACGUUUUCAUUCCAUCUCCAGCAGAUGUUGGAGGUUGGGAGCUGCAGGACUAAAAUAUUUUCACACAAAGCUUUAUACAGUUAGAAAUACAGUGAAAAGAAGAAAGAAACAACAAAAAAGACAAAGAAGAAAACAUACUUAAAUGGCAGAAUGUUUAGGGGGGGAAAAAAGUACAUGGCAUAUAUAUGAGAUUCAUUGAUAAAUACUUAAUUCAAUACUUUCCAAGACAGAAAAGAAAAACUUGCGAAUAGAAUUGGUAAAAGCCUGAUUAAUUAAAGGGGGGAGCUGGUUCCUAUGAAAUCAACCCCCCAUCAAAGCCAUUAAUUUCCCUGAUAUCUAACGAAUCAAUGAGUUCAGAACCUUUUGAAAAUGAUGAUGACGACCUCACUCUUACUACGUGCUCCAGCCUAGGGAUGUAAAACUUUGUAUAUCACUUGAUAUUGUGCUUUUUCACUCUCAGUUCGUCAGUAACUAAAUGCUCGAAGACGUAUGGUGAUAAAUCCCGGGGCAGGCAGGGUUUUAAAGGUUGUUGUAAAUGACAUCUUCCAUGCCGUUUUUUGCGUAGAAACCUACUGUAUGUAUAGAUAUAUAGAUAUAUUUUUAUGCUGUUAGUGGUUCGAAUUCUUUUGUGUGUAAACUUGUUAUAUGUCGGCAGAAUUGAUGUGAGUGAAUAAAUUGAGAGAUCCUCCUA
This is a messenger RNA of Penaeus vannamei (Pacific white shrimp), 2868 nucleotides long. The record is from RefSeq and is a predicted model, not a curated record. NCBI's taxonomy places the organism in Eukaryota, Metazoa, Arthropoda, Malacostraca, Decapoda, Penaeidae.